AUGCCUGAGGUGGAGGCUCACGUGGAUGUGCCGAGAGUGGAGGUGGAGUUGCCAGAGGCGCAGGUGGAUGUGGGCAUGCCGAAGGCGGAUGUUAUUGGUGACAUUUUUAGUGGAAAUUUGUUUGUUGAUUCGAAACUUAAUGGAUUUACUGGUGGUAUAUGUAGCUCUCCUGACGUUGUUAUUUCCCCCGUGGUUCAGAAAUUGAAUUUUACUUCUUCCAUGCCUUCUCCAAAUUUGGCUGAUGCACUUCGUCAAUCUUCUUUUCCUUGCGAUAACAAUUCCUUUUCUGAUGUGACGGUUUCGGAGCAAGAAAGCUCUUCUCAUAGUGGAAGUCUUCAAAUUUCACCUCGUGACUUCUAUGUCCAUUCGGCUACGCCUGAGUUUAAGCGCCCGUUGGGCGUUGAAACCAUAAAUGAAGAAUCUUCUGUUACGGCGGAAAAGAAAAAGGAAAGGAAUGUAUUGAACUGGUUUUAUCCAUCCUGGCGUGGAACAGGGAGACGCAGAUCAGGUGUUAGCACUUCAAGUGGAGUGGAGGAUGGACGUUCUCCGUCUACCACAGUCGGGAGGAAACCAAAGCUUGCAAAGCCUAAAAAACCUACCUCUACUUCUACCACAUUUACGGCUACUACUUCAGGUGUUGUGGAAGACGAGGAUUUGGGUCUUCAGGCUGAUGUUGUUCCAAACGUUCAGCUUUCCUCCGCGCCUUUACUUAAAUCAGAGUACCAUCAGUCGGAAGUCAAGAAUUUUGAACCUGCACUACCAAGAGACGUAGAAUAUCUUUGGACUCAACAGAAAGCUGCAGAGUCGUCUUCGAAAGUACCUAAAUCACGCGGCUCGAAAUCGCUUUUCCCGAAGAAGGUAAAAUCAAAAAAGAAGUCUGCAAAAGUUAAUAACAUCGAUCAAUCGGUACUCAAAGAUGAAUCAGAUGUGUCUACUCCGCGAUUACGUAAACCGAGCAGCAGUCUCUCCGGUGAACCUCUUCAACGCCAAACUUGGCAUCAUCCUGAGUUGACAAUCAGUCCAAUCGUCACUGCAAGCAGCCCCACACCUCCGCAUUCUCCACUGCAUUAUCAACUGAAUGAUGAAAUCUCGGAGUGGUUGUCACACGCCUACCGUGCUCACUACGCUGAUACAUCACCGUUGCGAAAACCACGGCCCUGGAGUACGCUCGACUUUCCACCUCGAAAUUGCACCUUCCUCAACGAUGACUAUCUCUUUCCAUAUUCUAUCACACCAACGAAACUACCAAGCUGUCACUGGAAGAGUGAUAAGGAAUAUGAUGUUCCCUACAUGGACGAUGAUGCACUGCCCUUAGACGAACCAGAAUGGGCGCUUGGAGAAUCUCGGCGAACACUAACUCUUACUUCUGCUGAUGCUGAUUUCUGGCACACGGCAAUUGCCGAAGAAGAGAAAAGUGACGCUUCUGGUGGUAGGUUUCAAACUGUCUCCUCUCUUUAA
Messenger RNA from Hydatigera taeniaeformis, 1458 nucleotides. NCBI's taxonomy places the organism in Eukaryota, Metazoa, Platyhelminthes, Cestoda, Cyclophyllidea, Taeniidae. The record is from the annotation of a GenBank genome assembly.